AACGCUUCCCGAGAGCAAGCGAGCAAGAGGCCAUCUCGGGGGAGCCCGGCGUGGGAUGAACCAGAUCAAACAGAUCCAUGCUUUCACCCUCCGCAAUGGCCUCGACGACAUCCAAGCCCUCGUCCUGAAGCUGCUCCAAGUUCCCAACCUCCCCUACGCCCACGCCCUCCUCCUCUCCCAUCCCCACCCCCCGCCCACCUUCCUCUACAACAAGCUCUUCCAGGCCUACGCCCGCGGCGCCGGGAGCGCGUUUGAGCCCUGCGCUGCCCUCUUCGCCCGCAUGCGUCGGCCCCCCAACCCCCACUCCUUCGUCUUCCUCUUCUCCGCCUGCACCGCCUUCGCUCGCCCCGCCCACGGCCGCGCCCUCCACGCCCGAUUUCUCCUCUCCGGUCUCCCUUUCGACGCCUUCGUCGCCACCUCCCUCCUCGACUUCUAUGCCAAGUCCGGCCUCCUCGACUCCGCCCGCCGCCUGUUCGAUGAGUUGCCCUUCCGGGACGUCGCAAUGUGGAACUCCUUGAUCGGCGGGUACACCAGGUGGGGCGAGCUGGACCAGGCCAGGGAGUUGUUCGAGAUGAUGCCCUUUAGAAACGUAAUCUCUUGGACGACCAUGGUCUCCGGGUAUGCCCAGAAUGGGCGCUAUGAGGAGGCCGUCCGUGCGUUCUCGAGGAUGUGGGAGGAAGCCGAGGUGAAGCCUAACGAGGUCACGCUCGCGAGCGUGCUGCCGGCAUGCGCCCACCUUGGGGCGAUAGGGCUGGGAGAGAAAAUAGAGAACUAUGCACGUGAGAAGGGAUUGAUAGGGAAUGUGUUCGUGUGCAAUGCUUUACUGGAGAUGUAUGGAAAGUGCGGGAACAUUCAUCGUGCAAGGAAGGUAUUCGAUGAAAUGGGUGUUAGAAGAAAUUUGUGCUCUUGGAAUUCGAUGAUAGUGGCAUUGGCAGUGCAUGGGAUGUGGUGUCAAGGCCUUGAGCUUUUCCAUGAAAUGAGGGAAAAAGGAAUCUUGCCCAAUGAUAUUACACUUGUAGGUGUUCUCUUGGCUUGCACUCAUGGAGGACUGGUGGAUGAGGGGCAGUAUAUCUUCAAUUCCAUGGAAAAGGACUUUUUCAUCACCCCUAAACUGGAACAUUAUGGUUGCAUGGUUGAUCUAUUAGGGCGUGCUGGACUAACAAAAGAAGCCUACAGUCUGAUAACAAGUAUGCCAAUGGAGCCAGAUUCAGUGAUAUGGGGUGCUCUGCUUGGUGCUUGCAGUUUUCAUGGUGACGUCCAAUUGGCAGAAGUUGCUGCCGAGUUCCUAUUUAAACUUGAGCCAUGGAACCCAGGAAACCUUGUGAUUCUUUCCAAUAUAUAUGCUUCAUCAGGGAGAUGGAAUUCUGUUGCUAAAAUUUGGAAAAUGAUGAAAGGAAAACUACACAGAAAGUCAGCUGGAUAUAGCAUAAUUGAGUUAGAUGGCUAUAUGCAUAAGUUCCUCGUGGAGGAUAAAUCGCAUUCACAAUUUGAAGAGAUAUAUGCCCUUCUGGAUGAGAUUACAAUGAGAAUGAGACUCCUUAGUUACAAACCUAAUCUGAAUCUCCAGAUCGAAUGCUAAGGGGAUUUGGAUAUUCAUAAGGUUGUGUUCCAUUCAAGGACAUAAAUGAACAGAAUCCUCCAAAACCGUAAAUGUGUUCCAUUAUCAAAUUUUAGAGCACAAGAAGCUGAAUAGAAGGCUAUGGUCAUGGAGGUCUUGUUGUUUAGUGUUUGACUUAAUGGGUUGAAGAAAAUAAUAGAAGCACCCCAAAUGACUGCAAAGCAACUAUUGAUAAGCAUUUUCAAUCAUUUUAUUGAACCUCCUGAAUAUAAAAAGCAACAACGGUGUUCUGAAUCUCAGAUCAACGGUUGAAACUUUUGACAACUCUGCGGGAUCUCGAGUUAUCAACUUUUUAUAGAAGGCAUGACAGGAUCAUCCAGUUGGAUAUAAACUCAUGUUUGCUCAAGAAAUUGAUUUGGUACCAGUCUUAAUCAAAGAGGGGAUGGAAACCUUUUGACGUGUAGCUAUAUGAUAUUAGCAUUUAUCCAAGAAAAGAAAAAUUAUUCUACUAAUGGAGUAGUAUAGAGGUUGAAAUCAGGAAAAAGUUGUCAUGAAUAGUACACGAGACUCUCUAUUAAGAUAUAGAUGAAAAAGUCAGUGAGUUCGACCAAAGCUAAUUAGACUGGCCAACUUCAACAUAUUUAACAAGAGCAGGAAGCCAACUGCUACCAGAGAAACCAAUCAUCCAAGGGGGAGGAACAGAAGAGAGCCGUGGAAGAAGGUUAGGCAUAAAAGAUCCAACGAUAGCACUGAAACAGAGAAGACAUCACUACUAUAGUGUUCACCAUCUGCUGUUAUUGUUAUGACCUCCUUGUCACCAUCACAGUCACAUUCAUCAACUGCCAUUGCUGUCAUAACUUUGCUAUCACAUUAGCAGAGGAGAGGUUAAGGGGAAAGGUAUGAAGUAACAGCUCCUUCUUGAGGAAAUAUGAUAGCAACAACAUAUAAGAAUUAAACUAAAAUGAGGAGAGGAACUGACUCCUUACAUUUGCAGGCAAUAGUGACAACAUGACAGGGAAGGUAUAUGCCAUGAUAUCCAGAAUUAAUUCUGAAUCUUGUGGUUAUUUUACUUGUUUUUUGCAUUAUCCAACUCCAGCUGCAUGAUAAUUAGAGAUGCAUCUUUUCCACAUUUUAUAACUAAUAGGAUGUUGGAUGAUAUUUUGCUUGAAUUGAAUAUGCACUAAAAUGCUACUUGCAUAUUACAAAAGGCUAAAGAAAAUGAUACAUAUCACCACUGACAAAAGUCUUAGAGAAAUAGUUUCAGGUCCUCGUAUGAGCUAUGCAAACCUCAUCUUUAUCUAUACCUUUAUGCCAACCAAUAACAAACUAUCGUUGUAUAGGCAUAUAAAAUACUAUGUUUAAUAUGAUGUAGGAUAAGAACUGUCAAGAGGCUUUGUCGAAAAUUUGAGAUAUCAGUCGGCUUCAAUCAGCAUUAGAAAAACUCUAUGGAUGCUGAAAUUCAUGGUUGUGAGUUUUUUUAAUUGUUUGAUAUUUUGUUUUAGAGACUUAUAAGUGGUUAGAAAAUGAUUUUGGAUUAUGGUGGUAGCUUUGAAUACUGUUUUGAAAACCAACAUACAAAGAUGAGAGGGUAGAUAGAUGAUCACAACAAAGAAAGAGAGAGGAGAAAAAUACUUGAACUAACCCAAGUUUGUAGGAAUCACAUAUAGGAUUUGGCUUCAUGCCAAUCAUGCCUCACAGGCUCUUGGGAGAGCACUUCUUGAUUUUGUUGCACCAUUUUACCUUGUGACUCAUCUGUAGUAAGUUUUGGUUCGGGUCAAUUUAUCUAAUGUGCUCGUCUCCAAUUUGUAGUUCAAUACUUUUAGAUACUGAAACCCUUGUUGUGUUGCUUUUCGUGAUGUCCUCUUCUACAAUUACAGCCCUGACAUUUACAUAGAAACAUUUGCACUUGUUUUCAAUUCUUUCUGGUCUCUUGACUUCAUUUGCUUUUAGCUUUAUCUUGACUUCAUAUUUCCUCAGUAGACAUCAAAUCAAAAAUCUUCUACAUGAUGGCUCCUUGAACUCUUCCCAAUCUACGGUUGAUGAUUCUGCCUGAUAUAAUAUUUGUCUAUGCGCAUCUAUUAACCAUUAUUCUGCUCUCUCUGAGCCCCCAAGCUCGCAUGUACAUCCUAGAGUAAUCAAAAGUCCAAAAUAAUCUUCUAGAUAGCUUCUCCACAAUUAAUUCAAGUAUGUCAUGGUCAUUUGUGUAAGAACUUUUACAGAAAUAGUACUCAUCAAUGUUUAAAUUGUGAUAUGGUCUUGUAAUUGCCAUGUUCAUCAACAUUAACAUUUUCCCUAGAGUUUAUUUGAUUAAAAAGAAUAGGAAUAAUAGUGAGUAAUGGUGCCAUUGGUCCAAUUAAUAUUUUGAUUAAUAUUAUUCGUGUACAAUUAAUGUUUUUUUAACAUUGUAGGUCCCUCUAUUGUUAGUUCUGCGUACAUGCGAUCAAGAUACAAUUUAUCACUGAUGACUAGGAAAUUGUUAAAAUAAAAGUUAUUAAUCUGGCUACUUCUGCCAUGUUAAUUUGCAGCCCCCAAUAAAACAAAACUGAUCCUGCUCAUGCAUACAAAAUCUGAACUUGGAUUUCAUGUCGGGUUGAUGAUGAUGUGGCAUCAUCGUGGUGCUUAUGUGUUAUACAUGUUGACCACUUGACAUCACAUGGCACAUCAAAAUAUUAAAAUGAAACUUGGUGGGCUACUAUAUCCCAUGUGGAUUGCCAUGAUAGCACCAAGAAUAUCAAGAAAUUCAAGUGUACACUUGUGUCUGCAUGUAACAUUUCUGAAGGAGAAAGUGGCCAAAUAAUCAUAAAGAUGGAGGGACCAAAUAUAAAAGUCAAAGAUAAGAUUGAACAAAAAUUUGAUACAGGCUCUAAAUUGACUAUUGAUAUAUAAAAAGGGGAUUGAUAAUGUCAUUAGUCCAAAACAUUACCUUCAUUAAGGUAAUUCUGGAACAUCGUUAGAACUUAGAACAUCAUCUUGGUUCAUGGUUUAUUUAAUUUUGAUUUUUUUUGGAUAGUUGUAAUGGUGAAAGCAAGGAAGUUAAUGUGGCAGUAAAUGUCGAAACAGGAGCGUAAAUUACCUAAUUUCUAUAUGGUGACCUUGCUCUAUAAAUUAUUGUUUUACAAGUUUGUUUCCAAGAUAAUGUUGAAGGCUCUGACAAAUGAAAAUGACAAAUAGAAUUUCUGUAUUUGUGUUAAAAACAAUAUAAAUUUGCUCAUCGGCCACUUGUUUACUCGAGAAUUGGAAGUGCUCAAGCAAUAUAGGAAAACAGGCUUUUGAUGUAUUUACUUUCUUUGUAAUUUUCAUUUUAGAUAUCGUAAUUGGCUAAAAUAGUGUGAAGUUUUUUUACCUGUAUGAUUUUUUUACCUCACGUGUCAAUUAUCAUGAAUGUACUUGCAAAGGGUUAUCAAUUUAUUGGAACUUCACUAUUUUAGAUGGUAUAUCUAGAUAAAGAUACACGCUAGAUGUGGAAGCCAUGAUCAUGUGUUGCAUGGGUUUUUAAAGCCAUGACCAAACUUUCAAAGAUUUCCAAAAUCUGGCACAGGAUUCCCAUCAAAUCCUUGUUAAGAGAAGUCAUGCCCUCAUGCUCUUAAGCAGUCAGUGCUUUGCUUCUCUCUCCAAUACAUGAAGGUUGUAAAUUAUCCUUUGUCUUCAAUAUUUAUUCAAACUAAUUACCUUAUUUUGCCAAUUUUAUGAGCACCUUUUCUUAAGUUCCAUUAUGAGCAGUCAUUUUUCAGUGUGGAGUUUUAUUCGAUAGUAUUGCAAUUAACUUCGAUAGUAUGAAGGUGUGUUGUUGUUUUAGGGGAAAAAAUGUAUUUUGUUUUUUUAUGUUUCUAAAUUUGUUGAACUGUUGUUACUGAAAUUAGGGAUAUUUUAGCUGAUGACGAUAGAAUCCACUUUUUAGAUGGUCUUACCCAUAAGUGCCAUGAGUUUUAAGCAAUCGGAGACUCCUCUUUAGAGAAGUACACGAGCAUUUGCACAUCAUCUAUCAGACACGACUUCUCCGAUAAUAUAACCUUUGCUCGUCAUGGUUACUAGUCUGUUAAUAAUUCUUUUACUUUGGAUUUUACCAUCUAAAAUGGAAGUUUCUCUCUUGCAGUCAAAGAAUUGUUGCAGUCUCAGUGCAGAUCGCCUCUAGCUUCCACAAGUUGGUACCAGUCACAAGAAUGAUGGUGAAUCAUGAAAUCGGAGUCCUUCCAUGCUCGAUCUAAUGCGAUGCGGACUUCUGGGGUUAAUCGACCUCGCUUUCAUUUGUGGAUGUCGAUAAGUUUUGCGGCGGCAUGCUUCCAAAGUACCUUGGCACAAAAGACGGCAAAAGAGAGGCUCCGGAUGACCAAAGAAGCAGUGAGGGGAAUCAUUCGACAUGGUUGUUUUGGACCGACUGACAUAUGUGGAUUAUGGAUGGAUGGUCCCGAGGUGAUCCUUUAUACGAAUAUUUAUUUUGCCCUUGGUAUGUAAUAGAACAUAAAUCAAAAUUAUUGUGUUACCAGAAUAUUGAAACUUCA
Molecule: messenger RNA, 6057 nt
Organism: Musa acuminata AAA Group (dessert banana)
Lineage: Eukaryota; Viridiplantae; Streptophyta; Magnoliopsida; Zingiberales; Musaceae
Product: pentatricopeptide repeat-containing protein At5g08510
Exons: 3
Coding region: 56-1579 (507 amino acids)
Molecular function (GO): protein binding
Source: RefSeq, a predicted model, not a curated record